AUGAAAAAAGAUCAUCGUCGGUGGACAUGGGAAUCGCCCAAUGGCGCGACUCGUGCGGAGAUCGACCACAUACACACCAACCGGAGGUGGUGUCUACUUGAUGUCUCAGUAGCACCAUCCUUUUGUAGUGGUUCUGAUCACCGUUUCCUUCGUGCGGUAAUACGACUUAGCCACACGAUGGAAAAGAACAUCUCCACUCGACAAAGAAGGAGAAAAGAAGUCGUCUACGACGAUUGCGCACUCGAGGACUCCUUGUCCCAAGAUGACCGGCACAUCGAGGAGGACCCAAACGUGAACUACGAGAUGCUGCUCAGAGGAUUACGAACCUGUGCUGAGCGUGCCUCGAAGCCGCACACGACAAACUUGGAUCGAAUUUCGAAGACCACCAAAUAA
Necator americanus (New World hookworm) is the source of this 393-nucleotide messenger RNA. RefSeq lists its product as uncharacterized. The coding region runs from base 1 to 393 and encodes 130 amino acids. The record is from RefSeq and is a predicted model, not a curated record. Lineage: Eukaryota; Metazoa; Nematoda; Chromadorea; Rhabditida; Ancylostomatidae. The transcript has a single exon.